AUGAGUCAACAACUAACCAUUGGAAACAGUAGUAAUGGUAACAACUACAAUAGUAUAAACAACAACAACUAUCUGAACCCAUUCUCAGAAACUUUAUCACCAGGUUAUCGAUAUUUCAACCAACAACAUUUCAAUCCAACACAUUUCAACGAACAAAGUUCACACCAACAAAAUAACAACCAACAAAACUUCAACGGACUACAUAUCAACCAACGAUAUUACAACGAGAAUAACAAUGCUUCAAAUAAUUUCUGUAGUUCUUAUGCCUCUAACAAAUCAACACCUACUACAGAUGCUUCUUCCCUUAGCUCACCCGAAACUAAUUUAAACAUUAAAAACAACAACCAGUUUGUUAAUCAUAAUUCUCAAAACAUCAACGAAAAUGCUUAUCAAAGUUUUUCGAUCCCAAAUUUCAAGCAGCCAGCAAUUCCCUCAACAUCAACUUCAGUUGCUACAUCAUCCGGCCAAACAGUUGUUGCUGGUCAACAACAGACAACCUCAAAUAAAUCAACAAAAGUGGUUAAAAAAAGAGCCAUUCUGUCGAAAGAUAAAACAAAAAUGUUAGAGAAUUACUACCAGAAUAACUUCAACUUUCCCUAUCCUGAUCGGGAAACAUGUGAAUCCCUGGCCAACCAGUGCGGAAUUUCCGGCUCUCAAGUUAAUAAGUGGUUCAGUAAUAGGAGGAACAAGGACAAAAAUACCAGGAGUCUAACCGACAUUGCUAAUAGGAGGGAAAGAGGAGGCAACUAA
Molecule: messenger RNA, 750 nt
Organism: Helobdella robusta
Lineage: Eukaryota; Metazoa; Annelida; Clitellata; Rhynchobdellida; Glossiphoniidae
Exons: 2
Coding region: 1-750 (249 amino acids)
Biological process (GO): cell differentiation; regulation of transcription by RNA polymerase II
Molecular function (GO): RNA polymerase II cis-regulatory region sequence-specific DNA binding; DNA-binding transcription factor activity, RNA polymerase II-specific
Source: RefSeq, a predicted model, not a curated record